UUUCCUAGCGGGUCCCAAGCACCGGUUCCCAAGCGAUGGCCAUGUGACCCGCCUACUUGGAGGCAUGGCAAGCGCGGAGGGUGUGGAGGUUGCGCCUGAGGAUACAGAGAAGGCGGAGAGGGAGUUGGUGGCCAAGGAGGUUGCCGAUCUUUGGCGCGUGGCUGGGAAAGAGGUGGACUGCGCGGUGAUUUGGCUGCAUCACCAAGGUGAGUCCGAGGCCAUGCAGCAGAUGAUGUUCCGAGACUGCGAGCUGCCCACCGCCGGGCGCGUGCGCUGGCUUUGGCCGAGGGCGCCCCUGCAGCCCAGUAGCAUCCGCGGGCACAGCCUGGUGCUGCAGUGGUUCGACGUCAAGGAAUACCCGAUCUGCCGGGUUGUGAGGGACCUUCCCGACCGGCCGCGCGUAGGGGAGGACCCUGAAGAUGUGGCUGCCGCCGUGGAGCGGGUAGAGGCCGUGAUCCGCGCGCUGGAGGCCGAGGGCCAUGAGCGGUGCCGGAUUCUCGUGGGGGGCUUCGGCAUGGGGGGAGCGCUCGCCCUGAAGACGGUGCUUCAGUCCAAGGAUGCCUUGGCUGGAGGCAUCGUUUGCAGCGGAUGGCUGCCCUGCCCCGAGGACCUCGGGGAGGCUCUCACCGAGGGCGGCAAAAGCACCGAGCUGCUGUGGGUGCACGGGGCCCGGGACGCCGUGGUGGACCCGCUCCUGGCCGCGGAGCAGGCGAAGAUGCUGCAGGAGGCUGGGGUACAGCUCCGCUUCCGGCUCUUUCCAGAGGCGCAGUUCGAACUGUCUGCGGAGCCCAUGAAGCUGGUGCGGCGGUUCAUGGCCUCCCGCCUGGAAGUAGAGGCGGAGGCGGAGGCGGAGGCGGAGGCGGAGGCGGAGACAGGAGGAGCCGAAGAGCCGCAGUGAGGGUUGUGCUCACCUGACCUGCGAGCCUGCAUGCCUGUAAGUAACAUCCAUUUCAAAAUCGACGGUCUCACCUCCGACAUGCCAUCACUAAAGUGACAGGCAAAAGCCAGAGCGCGCAGUGUGAUCAUUACUC
Molecule: messenger RNA, 1031 nt
Organism: Effrenium voratum
Lineage: Eukaryota; Dinophyceae; Suessiales; Symbiodiniaceae
Source: the annotation of a GenBank genome assembly